AUGUAUCCAUAUAACUAUAGCCAAAAUGCAUCUGAAUAUCACACUUCUACCCUUUACAAUGAACACAGCCAGUCGACACCCACUUCUCCGGACCAGCUCUAUGACUCCAUAAGUCUGCCGGUAGGAGCCGGCAUGAUACGACUCCUUUACCUAGAUCCUUUCCCAUCUCCCACCACGACACCUGAGGAAAUGGAGUCUCGGCCACUGCAAGGAACUCUAGUCAAGAUCAAACUCAUCGACUCUCCUAGAUUCGCUGCAUUAUCCUACUGCUGGGGGGAAAUGAAACUCCGUGGAAACGAGACGAUCCAAUGUGGAACGGCCAGCAUCGACAUCACUCCCAAUUGUGCCAAGGCGCUACGAGCUAUACGACGACACCAAUUCGCCACGUCAAGUCCACCACUUCCCAUUUGGGUCGAUGCGCUGUGUAUCAACCAAGCAGAGACACCCACUGCAAAGGCGGAAAAGGCGGACCAGUUGCCGCUAAUGGGAGAGAUAUAUCAAUGGGCUGAUCCUGUGUACAUAUGGCUGGGCUCAGGCGAUUCCUCGAUUCAUGCCGGCUUCGCGACGCUACAGCAAUUCUUCCCCGCAUGCAGAUUCCGGCGGAGUACUCAGAGUUUGCCGUGGAUCUUGGAGAUGAGGCGCUCGGAACGUUGGAGGAAGAGAGCGAGGUAUAUAUGGGACAACGCAUUCCUCCAAGGCGCCGUGUGCUACCGACUGAUGUUGGCUUUGAAACGGAGGAAGAUAGCUAGGUAUAUUUGGGACAACUCACUCCAUCAAGGCUCCAUGUUGUACCGACUGGUGAUGGGCUUUAUGGGACUGACCAGCUCUGAGCUUUCUUGGCCUCCGCCCCAGGACUCAGGCGAGAUACAAAAACUGCUUGAGUGUGAGUGGUUCACGCGCGGUUGGACAUUCCAAGAAGCAGUACUUGCUAUCAAUCCUACAAUUCUGUAUGACGACAUGACGCUCUCAUGGAUCGACUUCUUAUCAGCUUUGGAGAUUGGGUUUCCGAAACUAUUCGUGGACAGCCCAGCGCAUAGCCUUGGUACGGCCUGGAUGAAUAUUCGAAGACCUCUUCACUGGAAUGGUCUCCAGCGACGGCCACGUCCAUCAUAUCAUGACCAUGACCGUGCCUUGCCCAGAAGUGACCUAACCUUCCGACACUACCUGGAGACGUGCGGCCAUGAGUGCUCUCGUGAUAUCACCUCACCACCCGAGAACCACGACGAUACUUCAUUCUGUCACACAGACAACUUACUCUCGUGGCUGCACUUGGUCCACUUUUCCGGAGAGAUGCUCGCUUGGGCAAUCCUCUUCAUGCCUCUCUAUUUACUCAUUCUCCAGACGAAUCCUGCGGUGAUCACCCAAUUUAUCCCCUGGUGGCUUUUUGGGCUAUUUUCUCUAACAUACGCUGUUUUCGCUAUGUUUGUGUUCCAAGGAUUUAACACACUCCCGCAGCGAACAUCUCGCGGGAUACAGAAUCUAUGUUUCAUGCCCCUGAUUGCCGGCUCGAACGCGAAGGAAGAGCGAAUGGCACUCAUUGGUAAUGCCACUGUCGCCACCGGAAUGAGCAGAAACUCAGCUGCAUUAAUAGAACCUUUUGAAAGAUCUUCGGACGUUCUACUCCAAGCCCUGAUGAGAGCAGUCUCAGAACGUCACACUUCCAAUUCUCACGACGGAGUCUAUGCGUACUUUGGUGUGUUAAAAGCAAACGGAUUUGAUAUACCGGAUGUCAAAUAUUCGCAAAGCCCCGCUGAGGUACAUCGAGACUUUCUAAAAAGUCUACUCGACUCAGACCAAUCGCUCAUUGGACUGAUUGUCGAAGCUGGCACCCGCCGGGGCGAGGGUUUCGCUGCACCUUCAUGGGUCUGCCAUUGGGGAGGGGGGAAAGACCAACCCCGUUGCCCGAUUACACCAAAGUAUAUCUAUAAUACUGCCGAAAGCAAGGCAACACCGAAUUCGAGACCUUACGCCGACGUCUCAAAGGAUGGAUGUAAGCUUACAGUUCACGGCUUCCUGAGUGACCACAUAGCAUACUGCUCUCCUCGCUUGGUCGAUUUUCUUGAAUCAGACGUUGUCGAAGGAGUCGACGUGCGAUCUGCUGCAGGGAAAGCUAUACUUGCCUUUUCAGAUUGGUUCAUGCAUGCUACUAGGGACCUUGCAGUCAAUUAUAAGUACCAGCCUUUGCCUGGUACGAUCUUCGAAAUUCUUCACGGUCGGUUCGAAGAUGGAACUCAUAAUAGGCCGAUCGUCCAUCAGAAUCGUGGGUUUGAUGCUUGGUACGGUAUCGUUACAAGAAGCAUAGGAAAUAUGCCCGCAGAGGAAAUGAAAUUACCAAAGCGUAGGGCAGAUCUACUUCAGCUCAUUGUGGCAGGUCUUGUAAAAGAUCAAGGUGCCAAGAAAUACUUGGUCGAACUUGUGAAUCGUCUAGCCUCUAAGAGACGUCUGAUAUUCACAAAAAACCAGGACCUCGCUAUAGGAUAUGGAGAGGUACACAAAGGGGACAUCAUCAGCCUUGUAGCUGGUGUAGCAAUCCCUUUGAUUGUGAGAGAAACUGGAGAGGAUAGGUACACGCUCGUAGGGCCAGCGAUUGUCCCAACGUGGAUGGGUGGGGAGGAAUGGAAGAGACUUUCGGGGAGAAAUGUUGACGUGUCGACUAAACGCAUUGUUUUGGUAUAA
Pestalotiopsis fici W106-1 is the source of this 2676-nucleotide messenger RNA. RefSeq lists its product as uncharacterized. NCBI's taxonomy places the organism in Eukaryota, Fungi, Ascomycota, Sordariomycetes, Amphisphaeriales, Sporocadaceae. Bases 1 to 2676 code for a protein of 891 amino acids. The record is from RefSeq and is a predicted model, not a curated record. The transcript is spliced from 3 exons.